CUGCUCCCGUCGUCCAAUCCGAUGCAGGAGCAGUUUCCUUGAAAACAAACAAGGAAUGCGGAAUUUCCAAAAGCACCAAACUGAUGUGUGAGUCACCAAACAGAGCAGACCGUGAAAAAGAAGACACUUGAACCACUUCCUGUCAGACCAGGUCCCCUGCCCCCCAGGGAUAGAUAACACCUCAGCUGCUACAGCGAUGGGGGACAUCAAGAAAGGGAAGAAGGUGUUUGUCCAGAAGUGUUCACAGUGCCACACCGUCGAAGAGGGGGGGCGACACAAGACGGGACCCAACCUCUGGGGUCUGUUCGGUAGGAAGACCGGCCAGUCUCCUGGCUACUCCUACACACAGGCCAACGUCAGUAAGGGGAUUGUGUGGGGAGAAGAGACGCUGAUGACCUACCUCCACAACCCAAGGAAAUACAUCCCGGGGACCAAGAUGAUCUUCGCCGGGAUCCGAAAGAAAAGAGAAAGAGAGGACCUCAUUGCCUAUUUAAAGGACGCCACCUCUUUCUUAGGAGGGGAUACGUGCAAAUAAACACGCAAGAGAUGUGGGCGGGCCCCUUUUGUCGUGUAUCUAUUGCGUCGCGGUGAUUUAUACUUGCACAGCUAAUAAAUUAUAUCUUU
Lampris incognitus (smalleye Pacific opah) is the source of this 624-nucleotide messenger RNA. RefSeq names its product cytochrome c iso-1/iso-2-like. Gene Ontology annotation, molecular function: electron transfer activity; heme binding. Gene Ontology annotation, biological process: mitochondrial electron transport, ubiquinol to cytochrome c; mitochondrial electron transport, cytochrome c to oxygen. The coding region runs from base 197 to 535 and encodes 112 amino acids. The record is from RefSeq and is a predicted model, not a curated record. NCBI's taxonomy places the organism in Eukaryota, Metazoa, Chordata, Actinopteri, Lampriformes, Lampridae. The transcript is spliced from 3 exons. Gene Ontology annotation, cellular component: mitochondrial intermembrane space.